AUGACCAAUUCAUCAGAAUCAGUCAAUUAUCGCUUUCCAAAUACCAUGCAGCUUGCCACAUCUCUCACCGCGGCGCUUUCUACUGCCGGAGUCGGCCCUGCCGUUGCCUUCAACCCCAGUACUGUCGUCGCCAGCUCCUCAUCUACCCCCAGCCCCUCUAUUACCCCAGCCAGUACAUCGGCCAUCGCCUCUGACAUGAGCGUCACUAUGAUCAAAACGAAGGAAGGGGAAUGCUUCCUCGAGUUCGAGAAUGUUCUCGGCUGCACCGGACGCAGCGAGCUCAUUGGCGACUAUGACGACGAAACCGGGUGCGUCCCGGCCGGGAUCGCCGAGCCUAUCGUCGGCGACAUCUGCGGCAACCACGUGACCUUUUACCCUGUGCACGACAACUACAUCUACGUCGAGCAGGCAGAUCAGAACAUGGAGGUGCAGUCCGGCGACGUAUACUACAGCAACGGUACCAACUGGAUUGGCCAUCAGCUGGGUCUUUCCCCUGGGUGCAGCUUCAGGGCUUCGGGCCAAGCUAUCGUCGGUCCGCAGGAAUGGUGUUUGCCUGAAAACGAUGGUUAUUCGAGAGUUCCGGAUGUGCCUUCGUAUCAGCCCACGAGCGCCGUAUAA
This is a messenger RNA of Aspergillus steynii IBT 23096, 618 nucleotides long. RefSeq lists its product as uncharacterized. NCBI's taxonomy places the organism in Eukaryota, Fungi, Ascomycota, Eurotiomycetes, Eurotiales, Aspergillaceae. The transcript is spliced from 2 exons. The record is from RefSeq and is a predicted model, not a curated record. The coding region runs from base 1 to 618 and encodes 205 amino acids.